AUGCCCGAACCAAAAAAUAUAACCUUCAACCUCCUCCCCGAGGAAACAAGACAGAAUUCUGCUAUCGGAGCUGAAAUCCAGCUACCGACAGGAAUGUCCAUUCUGGACCUGGCGCAGUUGACAGAAACAGAUAAAAAGAAUCUUCGAAAAGCUUUAUUUGAGAAUCAAGUUGUUGUUAUUCGAAAGCAAAAGGGCAUUGAUCCGACCAUUCUUCCCAAACUCGCGAAAAUUUUUGACCCACAUACAACAGACAUUCAUUCCGCCGGCGAGAAAGCUGUAAGCGACCCAAAAAACAUCCUGUCUGCAUACAAAGCAGGUAGAAUUCCCAAUGCUCCUCAAGUUGGGAUCAUAGGCUCGGGAAAAUUCUAUGAUUACGAGGGGCUCGACGAACUUGAAGUGGUUCAUCUAGACCAUACUCUUUUUCAUGAAGCUCCUCUUGACCAAGAUGCCUUGGACAAAGGUUAUACCCGCCCAUAUCGAUGGCAUAUGGACACCCCGUUCUAUGAGCGAAUGCCGGGUGAGGUGACAAUUCUACACUCGAUUCACAUCCCCAAAAUACCAGAUCAACGGAUUAGAUUUCCCGAUGGAAAAGAAAAGCAAAUAGCUGCCGGUGCCACUGCGUUCUUUUCCGGUGCUCGUGCUUUUGAACUUCUUACAGCAGAAGAAAAAGAAUUCGCUCUCAACACCACAGUCACAUAUGCACCCCAAGCUUAUGAAUAUAUACGUCACUGCAAGGCUUCAGACGACGGCCUGACCAUUCCACGAUUUGGACGUGAGCUGCCAAACGAAGAAUUAUCUGAGUGGAGCUGGGACAAAGUAGGAGAGCAUCCUAUGGUCUGGAAAAAUCCCCUCAACCCGGAUCGGCCAUUUCUCCAGGUCCAUGGCUGUUGUGUCUAUAAACUCACUACGCGUGAUCCAACAACUGGAAACAUCACGGUCAUGGAAAAUGUCGAGAAAGUCAGGGAAGUGAUCUACAAUAUGCAAAAAAAGAUUUAUGCCGCUGAAAAUAUCUAUGCUCAUCGAUGGGAAGAGGGUGAUCUGGUAAUUUUUCACAAUCGUGGAGUGAUGCAUAGUAUCACCGGUCAACUGUCCAAGCAUAGGGAAGAUGAGGACAAGAGAAGACUUCUCUGGCAGUGCACAAUGACAAGUAGAGCACCUCCAAAAGCAUUCCGACCGUACGAUGGGAUCAAUGAAACAGGAUAUGUUCGAGUCCAGUAA
Molecule: messenger RNA, 1218 nt
Organism: Penicillium macrosclerotiorum
Lineage: Eukaryota; Fungi; Ascomycota; Eurotiomycetes; Eurotiales; Aspergillaceae
Product: TauD/TfdA dioxygenase family protein
Exons: 4
Coding region: 1-1218 (405 amino acids)
Molecular function (GO): oxidoreductase activity
Source: RefSeq, a predicted model, not a curated record